CUCCUCCCAUGAGCUCAUGCGUCUUCAGUUCAGACUCGCACAUUGCCAGAACACACACGUCACGUGAAAAAGUGCACGGCAGCGGCAGUUCUUACGGAAUGGCGGAAUCUGGUGCGAAUGAAUUUCUGUUGGGUGCGACUGCGAACGGCUGUAUUAAAGGCGUUCAAAGGGCAUUGGAAGCUGGUGCAGACAUUGACUUUGAUCCGCUGGAGAACUGGAGCCCAGGCAGUAGGGCAGUCAAGGAUUUUUUCGGCACAUCCUUACCACCAUGCACGGCAUUGUACUUUGCCUGUGGAACUGGGCGUGUGGACCUAGUUAAGCUGCUGCUCCGCAAGGGGGCGUCUUUGGUGAGGAGAACCAUGGGUGAAUUCGCUCCCCUUCAUGCAGCAGCGCAGAAUGGGAGGACAGAGAUAGUGGACUUGCUGGUGCAGAAUGGCGCAACAUUAGACAUACGGGACGGCUUCCAGGACACUCCACUGAUGGCUGCCUGUAGCUACAACAAUGUCGACACAGUUCGGCGACUGAUUGAACUUGGAGCAAGGCCUGAUUUCACCGACGGUCAUUUAGGUCGGAAGUUGCAGAUUGGGCAAGCCGAAGACUGUGACUCUGCGGAAGAGAGUCUUAAGCUGAUACGAGAGGCAAAGAAGACCAAUCUGUUAAGAUGCUGCAAUCCUAAGUGUGGCAAACCAGGCUACAGGUCAACCGGAACCCUGAAGCUGUGUGGCCGGUGCAAGCUGACCCGCUACUGCAGCCGUGACUGUCAGAAACAACACUGGUCUGUCGGACACAAGAAGUGCUGUGGGCAUGACGCGUACACUGGCACGGGACUAGACACCUUCCAAAAAAGGCAAAAAACGUCUAUGUACAUAGCAGAACAGCAAUCAGGACUCAUCAUAUUCAAACCAGGACAGAUUUCCUAUAGGAAAGCACACUAUACCGCUACAAAGUAGUACGCACGUUCAGUAGCAAGCUACAUGUUAUCAAACCUUAUAAUGAUAUGAAGGUGUCUUUGAAGAUAAAGAUCAUACAGCUUUAGAUGACCUUGUUUAAGUUAUCUUGUACAAAACGUAAACACGUUGAAUGUAUACUACACAUACUGACCUACACAUGCACACCACAUGAAGUAUUAAGAAGAUAUAACAGAUACUUAACAGGCUUAUUGUAGUGGUAGUAUCAUCUACGUACUUUCUCACCAAUGUAGAAAAAAUGACGCUCGUCAGGUGUAGUACAGGAUUAGAUUUUACAGGAUUAGAUUUUACAGGAUUUGAUUUUACAGGAUUUGAUUUUUGAUAAAGGUUUCCCAAGGAAAGGACAGCAGGGCACUUAUUUGUGUUUGCCUGCAAGUUACUAUUAUUGGUCAGCCUAGUGUUUCAAAACAUUUAUAUUGUAUUCAAUUAACCUCUGAUAUAUUUCAAGGUGUCUACCUGAUGUGUAAAACGCACUUUGAUACUCUUGUAGUCUUGCUAGUCCUUCAGUUGUACAAUCGCUGGUUACGCUGAACAGUCAAGUGGUCAGACCUAUAAAUAAAUCAUCACCGAUGCUA
Molecule: messenger RNA, 1543 nt
Organism: Branchiostoma floridae (Florida lancelet)
Lineage: Eukaryota; Metazoa; Chordata; Leptocardii; Amphioxiformes; Branchiostomatidae
Product: poly [ADP-ribose] polymerase tankyrase-2-like
Exons: 5
Coding region: 9-950 (313 amino acids)
Molecular function (GO): protein binding
Source: RefSeq, a predicted model, not a curated record